Messenger RNA from Myotis daubentonii (Daubenton's bat), 7489 nucleotides. It is a transcript of the gene PLEKHA8, whose product is annotated as pleckstrin homology domain containing A8. The record is from RefSeq and is a predicted model, not a curated record. Gene Ontology annotation, cellular component: membrane; cytoplasm; cytosol. Lineage: Eukaryota; Metazoa; Chordata; Mammalia; Chiroptera; Vespertilionidae. Gene Ontology annotation, biological process: ceramide transport; intermembrane lipid transfer. Gene Ontology annotation, molecular function: ceramide 1-phosphate binding; ceramide 1-phosphate transfer activity.
CAUGCGCGAGAGGACCCCGGGCCCGGCUGGUCGGGGACUCGGGGAGCGCGCGGUGCCCGCGCCGCCGGCGACCCGCUGCCUCGCUUGCGGCACUUUGGAGGCUCUGCCGCCCCUCCGGCCCACCCCCGUCCCAGCCCCCGAGCGGAGGCGCGCCAGCCCCUGUCCUGCCCUCACGUGCCGAGGCCGCUGCAGUGACCCCGCCCCCGGGCGGCGAUGUGACCGGCGGGCGUCCCCGCAGCGGGCCGGGCGCCGGGAGUGGGCGGCUCGGCGGGGCCGGGCGAUGGCCCUGCGGCCGGCGCUGCUCGCCUCGGAGGGCCUGGAGCAGUGAGGGCUGCGAGCGAGGGACCGCGGCCCGCGCCAUGGAGGGGGUGCUGUACAAGUGGACCAACUAUCUGAGCGGUUGGCAGCCCCGGUGGUUCCUUCUCUGUGGGGGGAUAUUAUCCUAUUACGAUUCUCCUGAGGACGCCUGGAAAGGCUGCAAAGGAAGCAUCCAGAUGGCGGUCUGUGAGAUUCAAGUUCAUUCUGUAGAUAACACACGCAUGGACCUGAUCAUCCCCGGGGAGCAGUAUUUCUACCUGAAAGCCAGAAGUGUGGCUGAGAGACAGCGCUGGCUGGUGGCCCUGGGGUCAGCCAAGGCUUGCCUGACCGACAGCAGGACCCAGAAGGAAAAAGAGUUUGCUGAAAACACUGAAAACUUGAAAACCAAAAUGUCAGAACUAAGACUCUACUGUGACCUCCUUGUUCAGCAAGUGGGAAAAACGAAAGAAGUGACCACCACUGGUGCGUCCAGUUCUGAGGAGGGAAUCGAUGUGGGAACUCUGCUGAAAUCAACGUGCAAUACUUUUCUGAAGACUUUGGAAGAAUGCAUGCAGAUUGCAAACGCAGCCUUCACCUCGGAGCUGCUCUGUCACACUCCCCCAGGGUCACCGCAGCUGGCCACGCUCAAGUCCAGCAAGAUGAAACAUCCUAUUGUACCGAUUCAUAAUUCAUUGGAAAGGCAAAUGGAGUUAAACAGUUGUGAAAAUGGAUCUUUAAAUAAGGAAAUAAAUGAUGAUGAAGAAAUCCCAAUGAAAAACAAGAGUUCCUUGUAUCUGAAAUCUGCAGAGAUCAAUUGCAGCAUGUCAAGUGAAGAAAAUAUAGACGAUAAUAUAACAGUCCAAGGUGAAAUAAUGAAGGAAGGUGGAGAGGAAAACUUGGAAAAUCAUGACAACUUGGCCCAGCCCAUAUCAAACUCCUCAAGUAGCUCGCCGGAAUCCCGCUGGGAAGAAGGCCAAGAAGUUAUCCCGACCUUCUUUAGUACCAUGAACACCAGCUUUAGUGACAUUGAACUUCUGGAAGACAGUGGCAUUCCCACAGAAGCGUUCUUGGAGUCAUGCUAUGCUGUGGUUCCAGUGUUGGACAAACUUGGCCCUACAGUGUUUGCUCCUGUUAAAAUGGAUCUUGUUGGAAAUAUUAAGAAAGUGAAUCAGAAGUAUAUCACCAACAAGGAAGAGUUUACCACCCUCCAGAAGAUAGUGCUGCACGAAGUGGAGGCAGAUGUAGCCCGGGUUAGGAACUCGGCUACCGAAGCCCUCCUGUGGCUGAAGAGAGGUCUCAAAUUCUUGAAAGGAUUUUUAACAGAAGUGAAAAAUGGAGAAAAGGAUAUCCAGACAGCCCUGAACAACGCGUACGGUAAGACGUUACGGCAGCACCACGGCUGGGUCGUUCGCGGGGUUUUCGCGCUGGCUUUGCGGGCAGCUCCGUCCUAUGAAGAUUUUGUGGCCGCGUUAACCAUAAAGGAGGGCGACCACCAGAAAGCCGCUUUCAGUGUCGGGAUGCAGAGGGACCUGAGCCUCUACCUCCCAGCCAUGGAAAGGCAGCUGGCCAUCCUGGACGCGCUGUACGACGCCCACGGGCUGGAGAGCGAUGAGGUGGUGUGACGCCUGCGGGACAGCGCCGCCCCCUGCAGGGAAGAGCUUGCUGCAGCGUUUGGAUGCCCCACUUAAUUUCCAGCAGCAGCUUCAACCCUCUCCAUCCCUUAUGCCGGCCAUGGAGAGAUGGAGGCAAAGCCUAGUGCUUUUAUAUAUCAUUUUUAAAUGCGUACAUGUUUUGUGUGUUUAAAAAUCAAGGUGCUAUAUAUUUCAGUUCAAAGGGCCUCCUGGAAACCAAACCGUAGCUGUUUUAGAGACUUGAACAGCAAGUUAUAAGAGCAGAUUUGACAAGUUAAUUUCUUGGGUCUUGUUUUGUUUUGUUUUUAGCUUUAAGUUUUAAUGGGCCACCCAACCCAAGCUGAAAAUGAGCAAAUUCUGUAUCAAGGACUGUAACUCACGGGUAGUGUUUCAGCCAGUUUAGGAUUAGACUGAAGCUUAGGGGGGCUAGGCCCCUGGUGGAAGCUGUGAGGUGUAGGUUGGCUGUCCUAGACGUUCUUCAGAGGAUCUUCUCUCCGGGGCUCUGGGCGCGAGGGACCUGUAGUCGAGUGUGCAGAGCGUGGGUGUGGCAUGCCAGCAGGAGGUGGAAGACACCCAGAGGAGUGCCAUCCCGUGAGGGGUGGGAAGAUGAUGGCUCUGCAGAGCUGAGUGUGCCCCACGCUGAGGGCAGGGGGCGGGUCCUCCCUGAUGACCCUGCCUAGUGCCCACCCUCGUUCCCAUGCUUCCCCAGACAUUGUCUCCAUGGGACACCAUAGCAACACCGUGACAUUCGGGGGUUGUUACCCAAUUUCAAAAGUAGGCUUCAGAGGUGGAGGGAUUUUUCUGCUCACCAUGCACAGCCUCUAAACAGGAACCAGGUGAUGUCCAGGUGUGAUUGUGACCCUUCUGUGUCAAAGUCACAUGCAGUGCCGGGCAGAAAGCACAGCCCCAGGCUGACUAACCCGGCGAGCCGAGUCCUGUGGGCCGGUCAGGAACCGGCAUCUGAGUGCUUUUCUGGUGAUUCUGUGCGCACAGCAUUGAGGAAUCCUGAGAUUAAACCUUAGUUUACAGAAUUUCCAGUCUUCCACAUGAGCUAUAUGAUGUGUCCUGUUUUUCAAAGAGGAGGAGGCUUUUGUGGAAAUAACAGUUAAAGGGAGAGAGAGACAUGCACCACGUUUACUCCGCAGUUUUUCUAACUCAGCCAGCAUCCGCGCCCGGCCAGUGUGUACCAGGCAGGAAUGGUGGCUCCCAGUGUGCUCGCUGAUCAGUCUUGGCUUAACCACCCACCACACAAGCUAAAUGCAGCUGCUCGGCAGUCUCCCAAGCUCUGGGACUGUGGCAAGGUUUACCAGCGGGAUUUCAGUCUUCCCUAAGACAACCUUGUGUGGGCGUUGCCCUGGAAAGAGUGACCCUGGGACUCUGGCCCUGCUCUCAGGAGCCACACCGCCCAGUGCCUGGGGAGAAGCCACGGGCCUUCCCCCUGGAGGCGCUUCCUGGAGUAGCUGGAGGGCAUUUCCACCUUGAGGCGGCUCCCAGGGGAGAAGGCGAGCUCCUCUGAGCAGCGCAGGUGAAUGCUGCCUGGGCAGCCCCAGAUGACACUGUCCGAGGGCAAAGAACCCCUCCUUAGGGAGGCUCAUGUGGGGAGGGGUGUUGCUUUUGUCUCCCGUCUGUCUCUGAACGGAUGGGCGUUUAUUUCGCUCAGUUACUGAAGCAGGUACUCUGUUAUAAGGACUUCUGGAAAAGGCUUCCACUUAGAAAAGCAACAUCAGAUGUUUGAAGGCUGGGGAGGAAAGCGGUGCUGCAAGGAUGCUGGUUCUUCUGUAGUUGAGCACUUCCUGUUGGUACUUAUCAAGGUGUGUGUGUGUGUGUGUGCGCGCGCGUGUGUGUGUGUGUGCGUGUGUGUUGCUCCCCCUCCCACGACUAACAGUGUGGAUCUCCCUGUGUGGCUGGUGUGACAGUGAUGGGGACGAGGGGUCCUGCCCUUGACAUCGCCUCCUAAAGGGAAGGAGACAGCAGCCAGCCUUUGCUUGCACCUUGAAUGAGGACACUGUAGGCCUUGUGCCCCUGGGAGAGGAUGCGGCCAGGAGCCUGUGAGUGUGGUGACGAUUCCGUUCCAGCCACCUGUGUGCUCCCUGUUGCCGCAGGCGAACUCGCGAGGUGAGGGAGUGGGCACACGACCAUUACCUCAGAUUUGCCCGCAAAGCUGUGAAUUCACACAAAGAAAGCUGCUCGGCACGGCCGUUUUCUGUUGAUGUAGGUACAUGGUGUACAUGCCUCGGUUUUCUGGGGAGGAAGGGUUUACUGUUAUCUGGGCUCACUGGGAAUCCAGUGGGAUAACUGGGGUAAGUUCCAUUUUCUGGUCACCCCUUUCCCAACUCCAUAGAAAGGGUGAUGUCUUUUGAGAGGUACUUUUCUCCCUGGAGCAUAUACAGUUUGCCUAAGAUGUGUGACGCUCUGAGAAUCCUUCAAUAAAAAGAACCAGGAAUUGAGCCCAGUGCCAGGCGAUAAGUUCAACCCGACCUGAAGCUUGGCACCCAUGGCACUUCCUCCUGGAUCCACUGUUCUGCAUCCCCAUUUUCGUCCAAGUCCUAAUUUGUGCUACUUCGCAGUUACUAUGUCAGGAGGGGACAAAGAAAAGGUGGUUAAGGCUUUUUCCCCCAUAAUCCCACCAGAUUCCAGGACACUUAAGCUUUCCUCCACCUGCCGGCCAGACGAGAGGAGAGCAGAGCGCCGUGUCCUGUCCGCACCUGUCCCACAGGUGGGAGCCAAGCUUGACACUCGGGAGGGGUCGGUCUCUCUCUCUUUUUUUUAAAAAUAUAUUUUAUUGAUUUUUUACAGAGAGGGAGAGGGAUAGAGAGUUAAAAACAUCGAUCAGCUGCCUCCUGCACACACCCUGCUGGGGAUGUGCCCACAACCAAGGUACAUGCCCUUGACUGGAAUCGAACCUGGGACCCUUCAGUCCGCAGACCGAUGCUCUAUCCACUGAGCCAAACCAGUUAGGGCAGGGGUUGGUCUCUUAAUCUCACUGAACAAUGACAGCAACUGCUUUGUCCUUUGAAAGCACAUUUGACAUUUUAUAGCGAAUCCUGUGAAAAUUAUUAAGUUGGAGGGAUGCCCUUUGGGGGGCGACACCCACUCAUGAUUGACAGUGAGCUGGAGACAGUUUUCUCAUCAGCUCUUCAGGGAGUUCAGAAGUGGGGCUCCGGGUCGACUUGAAAAAGCUGUGCCCCUGCCCAUUAGGAGCUGUAGGUCGUGGCUUGAGGCAGCUUGCCAUCGUUUAGGGCCAUUCUGAACACAAAGCUCCCCCAAUGCCUGUUCCAGGGUGAGGGACAGCUGAGCUCCGGGUUCAGCCGGGCGGCCUCUCUCCUUUCUCACGCUCGCUCGCCCGCACUGCCCUCAUCUGCGCCCAUCGGAGCAUCAGCUCCGCCCCUGUAGCUGCCCUGCCCCUUCCCCAGCAGCACCUCUGGCACCCACCUCGCCCAGGCUUGGGUGCCUCAUCAGCAGGACUCACGCCCUCCCAGGCUGCACGAGCUUCCUAAGAGCCCUCUUCCCAAGGUCACUGUGAAGUGGGCGACCCCCAGGAUGCGGGCGUCCCGGAAAGGUGAUCUGGAAUGAGAGGGGUGCCGCUCGGAAAGUCCGCGGCCCUCUCCUUCCGGUCACUAACCGUGUGUGCACGUACAUCCAAAGACUCACUGCUUUCACCUUCAUGUUUUCAGAAAAGUGGUUUUAAUCUUUAAAAUAUGUGGUGGGGACCAAUAGAUAAAGUACCCGUUUCUUUAUUCAGUGUGGAAUCAGUGAAAGAGCUGGGUAAAGGGCAUUUUACUAAAACUUCACCCAACUGAAAAUCUCAGGCAUCGUGUAAGGCCCGAGCGGGCGCCAGGGGUCCUGGGCAGUAGAUGAUGUGAGACAUCCAGGAAGCUUUCGAAUGAAAACUAUUUUUUUCCUACUAAACUACCAUGUCCUACAAGAAGUGGUUAUGCAAUGGUGCAUUUCUGAAUCACUGAUUAAAAUCACUUGCUUCUGAUUGUAGUCAUGGGUUUUACAAUCCUCAGCUCCCCCACCUUCAUGUUUCAUUUCUUUCUAAGGUGAACUAGCACCUUUUUUAUACUUUUAGGAUUUAGAAGUAAAGCAUAUUUUAAGCCAUUGUUCUCUUAGCUGAGCUAAUGUGUUUGGUCUCGGCGACCUGGCGCCGUUGCCCUUUGAUCUAAUACAGUCUGUACGCAGACGUCAGUGUGUGCAGCAAACCUGUGUCCUGUGAACUGUGUGCAGAAGACUUUACUUAGAAAUAUGUCCUGCUUCGGUGUCCCUUUGUGACCUGCAGUUGCUUACUCAGGGGUUUCACAGUAAUGACAUGAAUAUUCACUAGCUGUCUAAUGGUGGUGUAAGACUGCUUAUCUGUUACAAGGUUGUUCGGGUCCUUUCGAAGCUCCAUGUGCAUCCUGCUCUUUAUACCCCUGCAUCCAUGCAGCCAGAGCCACCUGCAUGGCUUCUCCGCACAGCUGCGUCAGGGCAUGACUGAGCACUAUUGACGGUACAGUUGACGCUUGCAUUAACCUUGCUCCUCUGCUGUUUUUACAUAGCUUUCACUAAAAGGAAAACACGUACCAUGACUCUGUGAUGCAAACAUCCUUUGGUUACCCUUUGAAUCACUUCUCCUUCAGAGCGAACAAAUCUUUCCAGCUAAGCUAUGUGAGAACCCAAGAAAGAGGGGCUGCUUGUUUUAAGCACGUCCUUCCACUUACACACAUUUUACAGCGUGGUAUUUCCUCCCUGUACUUCAUCAACAGAAACCAUCCCGGGAUGGUUGGUCUCCUUGCAAAGCUGUUCUCAUCCACACAGACUCAGUAGAUGCUGGUGUUUUUAUAGGUGUCCAUGGAGUCGGUGAUGACAGGAAAGGUGACCUAGAAGUAACUUCUGUUGCUUCCCGGAAGGCUAAUAAGCCAGUCGCGUGGCAUAUUUGAUGCGAGUCUCCUGUGUCAUGACAGUUCACUAGAAUGUCAGUAAACAGCCCAACUACCUCAUGUGAAAUUGGCUGUGGACAGUCUGUGUCAGAUGAGACAUGUGUUAAGGUCACUUUAAUCUGGUUUGUAGAUGAGACAAAACUGAUGUCUCUAUAAAGAAGAAACACGUUCAGCCAGAUGCCAAAGGCUAUGAUGUACAUAGGUUUCCUUGGGUUAAUUUUUUUAAGUCAGUGUUUAAUUCCACCCCCAGUAUUCUUAUCUCGAAUGUUCUUGGUCUCAUAGAUUCAUGCACUUUGAAUAUCUGUCACACGCAGUCUUUGUUACCAGUUCUUGUCCUUCAACGUUUUAAUUGAGCAUCAUAAUGACAGUAGGAAACAAGUGUCAAGUGGUUUGUGGAUUUCUUAAUUUGGAUGGACCUUUACUUAGAAUAUAUGUUGGAGCCUUUUUAGGACCAACCAAUGAAUGAAGAUUUCAUGUUUAGUGUUUCAUGUAAAACUCUGUCCAAGUUCUUACUCUGUAUCUUGUUGGGGGUUGGGGGAGAAGAGCAGAACAAGGGAGGGUUUUACUUUUUUUGCAAAAAUGUUUGAAAACAUCUGUCAGAUUUUAUAUUCGUUAGUUAUAAUAAAGUUAUUUUUAAAGUAU